GUAAAGUUUGGGAGAAUGUUUAUCAAUACGAAUUGCUGUUGUUUGUAUAAUGAUUUAUUUUCAUUUCCAGUGAAUAGCUCAGUCCUUGAAAAAGAGCGCCAACUCAUUGCUGAAAAGUUGCUCAAAGUAAUGUGUUCUGAUCUGAAUGCAUUGACUGUGGUAAACGGAAAAGACUUUGUCAAACUUGCUCAGACUCUUGUUGAUGUUGGUGCACGUUAUGGAUCCUUUCCUGUAGCUGAAAUCCUCGGGGAUAUGAAUACACUUGCUCUGAAACAUCUGCCCAGAAUGUACAACCAAGUGAAAGUAAAAGUCACAUGUGCGCUUGGAAGCAAUGCGUGCUGGGGAAUAGGUGUCACCUGUCAUUGUCAAAAUGUUGGCUCGGAGUCAUACUACAUUCUAACAGCACAUCAGGUAGAGGGAUUGCACAUGAAGAGAUAUGUGCUCGGCAUUAAAGAAGUAGAUGGCAAAGAAACUGGUGAGCAGGUUCACCAGUGGGUAUUAAAUGUACUUUCAGAAUUUGUCAUGUCAGAGAUGCGAACCAUUUACGUCACAGAUAGCAAAGUCAGUUCAGCUACACUGUUGAAAGCUGGAAUGUGCCUGCGAUGUUCAGCUUGUGCAUUAAACUCAACAGUAAGGAGUGUGCUUAAUGAAAGGACAUUACAAGCACAAAACAUGCCAGAAGUUACUGAACUUGUGAGUAACUGCAUACAGUUAAUGAGCUCACUUGAACAAGAUACCAUCAGUCCAGAGUUAUCCAGCCUUCUUGAAGCACAACAGGUUCCCUGUUGCUGGAAUUCUGUUGCAGAUUCUCUCCUCCUUGUACAUGAGAAGUAUGAACAGUUACGAGAAUUAAUCAGCGGAAGGAAGGAACUCAAGCACCUCCAAAAUUGCAAUAAAAGUUUGUUGAGCAACCUCACAGCCAUUUUGGCUCCUGUAAAGCAGGCUGUAAUAGAGCUGAGUUGUGAAAAUAGACCAACAUUACAGCUUGUGCUCCCCACCUAUAUAAAAUUAGAGAAACUUUUCACUUCCAAAGCUAAUGACGCUGGCACUGUAAGUAAACUGUGCCAUCUUUUUCUGGAGUCUUUAAAGGAGAACUUUAAAGUGGAGACUGCUCAUAAAGUUGCAAUGGUCCUGGAUCCACAUCUGAAGCAUUUGAGGUCAGUGCCACACUACCAACAAGAGGAAGUAAUCAAUCGAGUUUGUGAGAUGAUUUCAGAUAUUGGACAGUCAUGUGAAGAUACCAUUGAAUUCCAGCCUGCAAGAAAGAAAGUGUGUGGAAUUAAUGAAAACCUGAAAACACCACCAAAGAAAGAGGUGAGCCAAGAUGAGCGAAAAGAUGAAGUAUUUCAAUAUUUAAAGGAACCUGUGCCCAAUAAAACUGUAGAUCUGUUCAAUUACUGGUCAAAUGCCACUCAAAAGCAUCCUAAGUUAGCCAAACUUGCCUUUUGGCUUUUGGCUGUGCCAGCUGUUGGUGCAAGAAGUGACUGUAUGCAUAAUUUUGGUGAGACAUUUUCAGGAAAGCAAAAAGGGCAGCUGACACCUGAGGUUGUAAACAAACUAAUGUUUUUGAGAUCAAACUUGCAGUAGCUGCCUCUCUGUCUGACCUAUUGGUGCUCUCAAGCAGAACUAAACCCAGGUGGUGAAGUCAGUUUUAGUACAUAUAACUUUUUCUUACUGUGAUAAUUUUUGUCUUAUUUCUGUGGUUGGGCCACUUCAUUUGUUAAAAUGUUCUGGAUGAGCGGCCCUGAUGACUUGCUGAGUUUAUUCAGUGAGUGGCUGGACCAUGCAGACCAGGAAUGGCCCAGAUUUGAUCCCUUGUCUGUGCUGAGGUAAUUAGAGAAGAGCUGCAACUGCUUUUUUGGCCAUGUUACUAUUAAUCUAAAUAAAUAGUUAAAGCAUACUGAUCAUAGAAUAUGUGUUCCUGAACUAAAGAUUUAAGUUGUAUUGGUUGCACAGUUUGCAACAAAUUGGUUAAUCCUACAUUUUAAUUGAAGCCAUUCUGCCAAGAUUGGAGCAUGCAUUAAGCUACAGGAAAGCUGUGGUUUGUCCAUUUUGUGCUUCCAGCAAACACCAGGGUCAAAUCUGUGUGAUCUCUGUCUUUGUUACUGUUGUCUCUGGCUAUACCAUAAUUUGUGUGUACCAAAUGCACAAAAAAGAAAAUAGUUCUUAAUUGUUAAAAAUAGAAUGGUUAAAGAGAAAUGAAAACAUUGAUUUCCAGCCAAAGUUUGAGUCCUCCAUGGUUCUACACUCAACCUGUGUUCUCCUGGUUUGUUUUGAUGGUCAUCUUUAAUAUAGGCAAUUGUCCAAAAUUACAAUGUGAGCAGAUGGUGCUGUUGUAUAUUACUUGCCAAAAUCGAUGGAGCUAUUAUCUUCUACAUUUGAGAUACAUCUGUUGUUUCAGAAAUGGUUAUCUGACAGUCGUUUAUUCAAUUAAAAAGUCACGUUCUCUGAGUAGGAAGUUCCCAGGCAAUGAAAUUUGAUGUCCAAAUUAGUUGAACUUGAGAAAUGAAUUUUAAAUAUUUAUCUAGAUGAAAAUCUGACUUUCAGAUAUCUGCUGAAUGUAUUGAAGAAAAAGAUUGCACCAAAGUAGCUUCUUUUGAAACCUAUGAGGGACAUUGAAAAUACUGAACACUUGUUUGAUUUUAACUGGUCUUCUCUUCAACUAACAAAGCCAUAUACUAAAAACCAAAUAUUAACAUACAACAAUCCAAAAAUACAUAGCAUGACAGUACUGUAAUAAAAGUGACUUAAGACCUUAAACAUGAAACACAACAAAUGACCAAAAACAAAACACUUUAUAAGCAUCUCCUUUCCCAGACUCAUUUUUGUGCAAUGUAUCCUACACUUGAACCUAGGUAGAAGGUAGUACCAAAACCAAUAGAAACUAACAGAAGGACCACCGUAUAUCAAGUAUUUUUUGGUAUUUCCCUACAAAAUUCAGUAUGAAACAAAAAAGGUACAGUUGCAUUCCACAAUUUACAAGAUGGUUCUCUGCCCCCAGGAGCUACUUGAGAACUCUUUAGAAGUCAGUGUUAUUCCAAAGUUUUUCAUCCUUUCAGUGAGGCUUGGUCCUUCUUACAGUGCUGCAUUACUGCUCUCGCUAAGGUUUGUACAAGUUAAUGUUAAUAUGAGAAAGGAUUCCUUCAAUAUUACCCAGCAGGAGAUAGGUCAGCAGAUAUGUCAUUGCAGAUAGAAGUCUCUAUUUGACAAUGUCUGUAUUCAAGCAUACUUUCUAAAACAUUUUGAACCUCGGAUAUCCUACCAAAUACAGGAAAGUACCCAUGGACUAAUUGUGUUCAUGAUGAAAGUAUCAGGUCAUUGAACCAGGUGUUCAAAGUCUAAAUGGUGUCCAAUAGAUUCUGAGAGUAAUUUUGAAUGGUUUACUUAAAAUAUGGAUCUAUCCAACAUAAAAAUAUACAGUCUGCCAUUUAAUGUAUUCCUCAGAUGAAAGUUGUACAACAAAAUCCUUUUUCCAAGUUGUUCCAUGACCUUUUGCUGUUGCGCAGAUUGUGUCGAACUUUUUAAAAGCAAAGAAAGGCACAAAUACUAUACUAUUUGACAAUGUUUCAAGCUGGAAGAUAUGUAAAACUUUGUUUUUAAUACGAGGACACUGUGUAGUCACAUUAGAACUCUAUAAAUAGGAAGUUUAUAUUUAAAAUGGAUUUGUUCAAAUGAGUACCACUUACUUUAGUAAAUUGUUAUUAAUCCUGUGCAGCCAAUCUUUAAAACAACCAAGGUUCUUGUUCAUCUGUAUAUAUGAAUUAAACUAAAAUGGCAACAUGUUGAACUGAAAUUAAUUGUCUUGUUUAAGCACGUUUACAAAAUGAGAGAUCUGCCACUUUUCCCUUAGAGUUGAACCCAGUAGAUAUUACAUCAAAGAAUGCGGCCGUUUGGCCUUUUGAGAUCAUGCAGGUUCCCUAUAGAGCCAUCUGGUCAGUUCCAUUCCCGUGCUAUCUUCUUGGUGCCCUGCAUGUUUGUUUUCCUCAGGUGUGUAUCUAACUUAUUUUUAAGAUUAUUGAUCAAGUCACCUUCUGCCAUGUUCAUAGACAGUGAGCUCCAGGUCAUUAGCACUCCCUCCCACCAAGCUUUUGUCCAAAUCCUUAAUAUGUCAUGCCUCAUUAUUGUACAAGCAGCUACUGGAAACUACUUUUCCUACCUUAUCCAAAUCUGUUGUCAUUUUGCCCAUCAUUAUUGAAUCUCCCCUCCAGCUCCUUUGUUCCAAGAACUACAACUUUUAGAAGGCAGCCCAAUCCCUCAUCUCUGGAGUACUUCUACUUUCAGGUUAAAUAUAUGGUGCAGUUUCAAAGUUUCAAACAAGUUCUGUUAAUUAAGAGUUCUCAGCAAAUUAAUCAGAGAGACGAACUAUUUACUUUUAGGGGAAAUGAUAUAUUCAAAUCUGAAACCUUCUCCCACUGCUUGCAAAGUCUUUGGGUAAUAUGAUUUUCAUACUUGAGCAGAUUCCACCUGUCUGUAUGUCUAUACAUUCUAAAAAUAAAGCGUAGUUAAUGAUGAAAAUUGGAAAAGAAAAUCAACACAGUAACUUGAGCAGUUUAAAUGCUUUCUACUCCACCUCUAUCGUGUUAAAAUUAGUAAGUACUUAUGUGUUCAAGAUCCAGAGUAAGCAUUCCAAAUAGCUGUCAUUUUCUUGACCAAUGGAUAUUUUUCUUGCUACGGUGCUGUUCAGAAACCAGGAAGAACAUGUCUGACCAGCUAGUGUUUUCUUUGCUGUGAGAAUGUAUUUUGUUCUUUAAAAUGGAACAACCUAUUUCUAUAGUGGUUUGCAAAGAUAUAAUAUGAAAUGAAUAUCAUACAUCAUGAGUAUUAAAUAAUCUUCCUUUUAAUAAAGGCCCUCUGAUUAAAAGUAAAUUGUUGUUCCAGAUCUUGACAUGCGUGGAGCCACUUUUUAUUGUAAUGGAUGAAUGCUGUGUUAGCUGAACACUUUGGUCGGCAUCUUCCAUUCUGACUUGAGUUGAUCUGGUUGGUCUGGCAUUAGUGCUGAGAGGCCCUACAUGUGCUUGAGGUAUUGGUUUAUCAGAAUUGUGGCUCACACAACUGGGUCUUUUUCAGUUCAGCCCUAAACUGCUAUUUAAUAUUAAGAAAAAUCCCUAGCUUCAUUGCCGAUGAGAUAAGAUGUCUAUGUCAAAAUCAUAGCUUUUACCCAUAAUAUUUAAUUUCCUCUAUUAGUGAAUAUAGUAGGAGAAUUUACCAGUUGCUGAAUUAAAACAUAUUUUUCUUGUACUUAUUAAUACAAUGUUUAACAACUAUAGUUCUAGAGCCCUUAGCCCUCCAGAAGAUGUUGCAAAAGCCAGAAAUUCCAAUAAGCAUUUAGCUGGACCUUAUGCAAGCUUCAACAACUGAAAAUCCAAUUUUUUCCUUCUUCAGGAAUCAUCAGAUUUUCAGUCAUUGUUGUGAUGCUACUUCCAUUUAUUCUCACUGUGCACUUUCUAUUCGGAACUGUCAUUUUUUUCUUGCCAAUAUGGUCAUCAACAAUGGUUUCCAGUUUCUAAAGCUUAUCCAUAAAAAUAUCCCCAGCCUCACAGGCUUUCAUUUCUGAGUAUAUCCAGUAUUCUCUUUAUCGCAAUGACAACCACAGCUACUUCAGCUGCAUUUUCUCACAUUAUGCUUCUUGUCUGAACUCUGUUCCAUUCUCUACUUUCUUCCAUUCUCCUACUUUCUCCAUCUUUAUUGUAUCUGUUCUGACAAUGCAACCUUCCAUACUAGCUAAUAUGCCUUUCUUCUGCCUCAACACAAGAUCUCACACACUGCUAUGAUGCUCAACUGUGUCUGUUUCAUUUCAUGCAGUUCUUCUGUCCCAUUCCACCAUCUGCCAUUACUAUGAUAGGCUUGGCCUUGUUGUCGUCUUCUACCCACAACAGCCUCUGUAUUCAAUGGAUCAUUCUCUGCCAUUUUUGCCAUGACCACGAUGGUGCUACUGUCAAACACCUUUUCCUUUUGCUUCAUUUUCCAACAUUCUGAAGGAACCAUUCCCUUUUAUCACCUUGAUCCACUCCUCAAUCACCUAUAAUAUUCCCUCCUUUUCCCACAGUAUUUUCCAUGUAAACUCUGGAUUAACAGCACCUGACCUUUUACACCACUUUUUCUCAGCAUCCAAGGCCCUGAGCACUUCUUCCAGAUUGAAAAUACAACCAAAUCACUUUUAAUCUAUUGUACUAUAAUCAUUGCUCUCAAUGCAGCCUCCUUUACACAGGGGAGUCAAAAAGCAGAUUGGUAAUUACUUUGUGAACAACCUCUCUUAGUCCACAAGUGUGACCUCAAAACUUCGAGUUGACUGUCCUUUAAUUAUCGAACUUGCUCCUAUUCUGAGCUCUCUGUCUUUGUCUUUGGCCUCCACAGUGUACUGUUGAAAGUUAAUGCAAGCUUGAGGACAAGCACCUCAUUUUUUGAUUUGCAACAUUACAGUCUCCCAAAUUAAGAAUCAAGUUAAACAGCUCAAGCUCAUCAUAUCUGCCCUGACUCUUGUUUUCUUUUUGUCAGCUGGUUUUGAUUUUUCUUUUCUCUCUACAUUUUUCUCCUCUCUUGAUUUGUAACAGCAAUUUUUAAUAAUUGUGCUGUACAUACCUAUGAACAUAUGAACAAGGAGCAGGAAUAGGCCCCUCAGCCCUUCGAACCUGCUUUGCCAUCCAGUAAGAUUAUUGAUGAUCCAAUUGUAACAACAAAUCUAUGUUCAAACCACCCUUGACAAUCUUUAGCCCCAUCACCUUACUAGGAAUCUAUUCAAUGAUGCCGUUAAAAAUAUUUAAAGACUGUGCUUCCACUGCCUUUUGUGGAAGAGAGUUCCAAAGACUCACGAACCUCAGUGAAAAUUUUGUCUGAUCUUUGUUUUUAAAUUCUGAGACCUAUUGUGUUUCUUCACCACUGUCUGUUUUUAUUUCAGGUCUCCAGCAUCUUCAGUUUCUUACUUCAACUUGCAUGUCUAAUUCACUGCCACUUCUCUUUCAGGUAUGUCUACCUUGAAGUUCCACUUUUCCCUCUGAUGGGAUUUCUGUUUGAAUCUUACAGCUUUGUUCACAUUCGUUGCUUUCUAUUUUCCUGUAUUUGCCAAAACUCAGUUGAACAGCCAUAUCUACUGCCUCGGUGACUGUCUCCAGCUCCAACUUAACCCACGUGGAUUCCAACUGAAGUUUCAUCCUUCGUGUUUUAAAUCCUUAUCCAGCAAUACAAGUAUCUCCUCAACAUACAGUGCUCGUUGGAUAACUGUUCCCACUGCAUUCCUAAGCAGUGUUCCAUCUGAGCUGCACAGCCAUACAGCCACUGGGAAGGUCGGUGUACAUAGCACCAAUGCAUUGCUUCUACUUCCAGUAGCCACUGCUGUGCAUGGGCAACAAGAAAGAUUAAUAGAGAACAUUGAUCCUGGGAUCCAUGCUCAGUGCCAUACAUUGCCACAUGCACCUUCUUGACCUCUCCAUCAGAAUUGCCUAAGGCUGUCUCAAAGUUUUGCUGUUUCACAAUUCCAUGUCAUUCUUGUUGCCUUAACAAAAACUUGAUCUCUUCCUUUUCAAGUGUUAGGGUAUAUGUCAAACCUGUAUAACCUUUCCUUGAUAAAGCAGACUGCCCAGUUUAGAUAUUAGCCUAAUAAACAUUCUCUGAACUACUACCCAUACAUUUACAUCCUUCCAAAAGCAAACUAAUAAUACUGUAGAGUACUCAAAGUGCGAUCUCACCAAUGCCCUGUAUACUUGAAGCAUACUCCCCACUUUUGUAUUCCAUUCCCCUCACAAUAAACAAUAAUAUUCUAACUUUCCUACAUAGUAGUCUUUGCAAUGCCUGAGAACGUCCAGAACCAUCUGUAUCUUAAGCUCUACAGUCUUCCACCAUUUAGAUAAUGCGCUUUUGCUGUCAUUUCAUCUAAGUAGUUUUUAUAAAGUUAUAAAUGGUUGAGGUCCCAGCACAGAUCUGUGUCACACCACUCAUUAGAUCAUGCUAACCCAAAGAAAGACUCAUUUAUGCCUACGCUGUUCUUCCAGAUGGCCAACCAAUCUUUAUUCCUUGUAAAUAUUUUACUCCCCACACUGAGCUUUUAUUUUCUAUAAUGUCUUUUUGUUAAGAAUGUUAAAAUGACAAUUGAGACUGAGGUAGCUACGGGUCAGAAUUGUCAGCUGUGCUCAUGUCCUCAAGAAUGCAAAUAGGUUCCCCUUUACAGCAAUUAGCAAGUUUCUACUUUUAUAUACAUUAUCAUAGUUAUGUAUCUUAAAGUGGAGAAAUGUUUUGAAACGCUCACUAUUUAGUGAUUAAUUCUUUAGAGCAUUGUAUGAGUAAAUAUUCUAUAUUAGUGAUCCUUUCAUUGUUUUAACAGAUUUCCACUCUUGUGCAAGUCCUUUCUCGACAGGGUUAAAUGCCCAAUCAUCCUUUGUAAUUUUAAGCAGGUCUCGGCUUUGAGUUAGUUAAGCAUGUCCCAAUCCCUUUUGAUGCCUACAGCCAUGUGUCACCCCGAUAAUCCAGAUGGCUAUUAAUUUCAGUAUAUAUAUCUUGGUUCACCUUUGGCACUUUAUCGAGUUAAGUGCCUUCUGAAAUUUAAUUGCUGUGCAUCAACCGGUUCCCCUUUAUCCACAGCAAUGUACUUCUUCAAAGAACUCAAAUGGAUUUCAUUAAACACUAUUUCCCUUUUGCAAAACCUUGUCGACUCUGUCUGAUUACUUUGAACUUCUGUAAAUGCCAUACCAUAAUUCACAAGUAAUUGUUUCUCACAAUUACUGCAUGGUGGAUGUUUUACGAACCCGCUGUAGCUUCCUACUUUCUGUCUUCCUCCCUUUUUGAAUAAAAGAGUUACAUUUGAAGUUUUCCAAUCUAAUCGGACUUUCCCUGAGUGGAGUUUUGAAAACUAAGGCAUCAAUGACCUCGUUAGCCAUUUCUUUUAAGACCUUAAGAUGAAACCCGUAAGGACUUAUACAGAUGCUCAUCAAUUUACGCAAUACCAUUUCUUUGAAAAUUGUAAUUUUCCAGAAUUCCCCACCCCUCCCAUUUCCUAAUUUAUUGCUAUUUCUGAGGUGUUACUUGUAUCUACCCUAGUGAAGAUUGUGAAAAAUACCUGUGAUUUUAUCUGUUUUUUUUUUAUUUUUCAUGAUCAGUUCUCCAAACUCCUCAAGAUGACAAUGUUCUCUUUGUUAACUCUUGGGGUUUUUCUAGAUUUCUUUUAGCUUUCUAUUAGCUUUCUUUUGUAGUCCUCGCUAUUUUAAGUAUUCUGUCCGAUCUUCUAGCAUGCUACCUGUCUUUGUACCGUUGCAUAUUUUUCUUUCAGUUGGAUAUUAUAACCUUUCUAGUUAACCACAGAUGGUGAUUUUGCUCCUUCGAAUUUUCUUGCUUGGAAUGUGUCAAAUCUGUAUUCUGAAAUAUCCCUUCAGAUAUCUACCACUGCAUCUUUAUUGACCUAUCCAUUUCAACUAACUUGACAGUUCACGUUAGCUAGCUCUGCUUUCUUGCCCUCAUAAUUGCCCUUAUUUAAGUUUUGGAAAAUUGUCCUAAAUCCCAUCCUCCCUCCCUCAAAUUGAAUAUAAAAUUUGAUCAUCUUAUGGCCACUGAUAACUUAGUGGCAACUUCAUAAUGAGAACAUUCAUCAAUCCUGUCUCGUUGCACAAUGCCAGGUCUAUUACAGCCUUCUUUCUAUUCCAGGACAUGUUAAGAAUAUUUCAUAAAACAUUUCAUAAAAAUAUUCUGUGCCUUCCUCAUGUAGGCUACCUUUUCCCAUCUGACUUUUCUGGUCUAAAUACAGAUUAAUAUCUCCCAUGAUUAUCACUGUGCCUUUCUGGCGAGCUCUCAUUAUUUCUUCCUUUAUGCUCCACCUAGCCUGUGGUUACUGUUGAGAGAUCUGUUUACCACUCUCACAAGUGACUUCUUGCCUUAAUGCUCACCUUCACCCAAACUAUUUCCACAACCUGGUUUCCUGAAUUUGGGUCAUCCCUCUCUAUUGUGUUAAUAUCAUCAUAAACUAAUGGAGCCACCCUUUACCUUUUUCUGUCUUCCUAAUUAUCCUGUACCCUUUUAAUUCAAGUACCAAUCCAUAACCAUCCUGCAGCCAUGUCUUUCAAAUGGUUACCGGACCAUAUUUCUUAAAAUUUCUAUUUGCACUCAGUUUGUCUGUUUUGUUUCAAAUAAUUUCUGUGUUCAAGUACCAUGUCUUUAGUUUAACCCUUUUAUUCUUUUUAAUAUCCUGUACUGUUAUCUGUUGAUUUUCCUUUAAGACCUGUACCCUUUAUCCCUUCCUGUCACAGUCUGUUUAUCAUUUCCAACAUUAAUACCUUUCCCUUCUGUCAUUAACUUUACUCUUUGAUCUAACACAUUUUCCCACAUUUGAUCCCUUGCCCUCACUAUUUAAUUUAAAAUCCUCUGCACUUCCCUAGUUAAGUGACUGACAAGUACAUGAGCCCCAGCAUGGCUCCAGUGAAGUCCAUCACAGUAUUACAGAUCCUGCUUUCCCCAGUAUUGAUUUUUGACUUUGCUCACUGAGCCUCUUUAUUAUUUAAUCACUCCUGCUUCUCUCCUGUCAUCUUACCUCUCCCCUCCCCAAUUUCCACUUGCUUAAAACUACCAUAUCUCUUCUCCCAGUUCUGAAUAAAGUCAUUAACUUAAAAUAUUAACUCCUGAAUUUCUCAAGGGAAACAGAUACAAUCAAUCUACAUAACUAAAGUCCUUCAUCCCUGAAACUGUUCCUGUGUAUCUUGUCUGCAGUCUUUCA
Messenger RNA from Rhincodon typus (whale shark), 10690 nucleotides. RefSeq names its product zinc finger protein 618 (gene znf618). Gene Ontology annotation, molecular function: protein dimerization activity. The coding region runs from base 16 to 1587 and encodes 523 amino acids. The transcript has a single exon. The record is from RefSeq and is a predicted model, not a curated record. NCBI's taxonomy places the organism in Eukaryota, Metazoa, Chordata, Chondrichthyes, Orectolobiformes, Rhincodontidae.